Microthlaspi erraticum is the source of this 288-nucleotide messenger RNA. NCBI's taxonomy places the organism in Eukaryota, Viridiplantae, Streptophyta, Magnoliopsida, Brassicales, Brassicaceae. The record is from the annotation of a GenBank genome assembly.
AUGAUGGAGAAGGAAGGAGAAGAAGGAAGAAGAAUGAGAAUGGUGAUGACCAUGCAAUGGUGGCAGGUAAUUGUGGCGACUUUGGUGAUGGUGGCGAUGGUAACGUUGAUAGAUAGUGACAACAACAACAUUGAUAACGGUAACAACAACAAAGUUAUAAAGUUUUACCAAACUCCUAGACCUCUGCAAGUGCACAGAUCGCGGAAGUAUGGGUAUCGAACACAAGGACUGGCUAUUGAGUACACUUUGAAACUAUGGAUUUUGGAUCAAGCUAAAACAAAAGUAUGA